Molecule: messenger RNA, 1518 nt
Organism: Coniophora puteana RWD-64-598 SS2
Lineage: Eukaryota; Fungi; Basidiomycota; Agaricomycetes; Boletales; Coniophoraceae
Exons: 9
Coding region: 1-1518 (505 amino acids)
Source: RefSeq, a predicted model, not a curated record
AUGGGGGACGAGUGUGGAUAUGACGCGGCAAGAUCAUCUGCAUUGACUUUGCGGAUCUGGACCGCCGGACAGAUGGAAUGCGGGGCCAGACAGCUGGACCGGCGGACGGACGGCUGGACUGCUGGAAUGCUGGACCGCCGGAAAAUGUGGAUUCCCCGUUAUCCUCGCUUUUGCGCUGCUGGCGCACGUCGAGUUCUCGAAGCGGAGUCUCAGACGUCUACGUUUGAUUCAUCGGGACUGGCGGCUCAAACCUUGUCUACUGUAUGGUGGCGUAUUCUUGCACUUGGUCAAUACAAAAUCGCUGGUUCUCUGGAUAUCGAGCGCGAGCGUAAGGCUCUUCAUAUGUGCUACGUGGGGGUACAAGGACCCUUGGAGGAGUACCAUCCUCACUUCUCGGAAGCCGACAUACUGUUCUUACUGCGUCUCCUUUACCGCGUCAUUGCCGUCGCCGUGCUGUCAACUGUCCUAGAUGCUCUAUUUGGGCUUUUCUCGGCCCCCAGCAAGGUCGUCGGUGACGGCACCCUUAGCCAACAUCUUCUCGACAUCGCCCUCCCUAUCGAUAGCGACCCCCUCGAGAUGUGUCCUACCAUCGUUCCCAUCUGCGACCGUGGACUUUCUGGCGACGAAUGCGAGGCUCAACGUGGAUCCGAGAUCAAGUCAGCUGUAACCGUCUUCGUGGACGAGGUAUCCCUGCAUGACGCGUUCGUAACGUCUCUCGAUACCGAACGCCUCGAAGACAUCAUCCCCAACCUCGCCGCCUCGGACGAUGAAGCACUUGCCCGCGUCCUUUCGACUUGCUGCUCGGCGACAACAUCGGCGAGCUCCAUAACAUCGCCGCCGUCGCCUUUCUCCAUCACUCAGCCUACGCUGUCCAUCCCGGAGACGAGGAACCAAAAGCUGAACAGGAAACGGAAGGAGCAGCGGAGUGAGAAGGCAGCUGCUCUACGAGCCCAGCUCUCUCCCGAUUGUCUCCUUCCCGGCACCCAGCUUCCUGCAAAGUUUUAUGGUACCUCGAGGAACGCAGUCCAGAAGCGAAAGAAGAAGGAGAAGAAAUUGGAUGCUAUGCUGGCGUCCUUUGACAAGAUGGUGCAUCUUGGGACACCAAGCGUCUCCGCACUGUCCCUCGCGGGAUGCAAUGUUCCCCAUCCCUUGGAACAUCGAGUCGUCGAUGCUCAAGAUCGACUCUUGAUUUCCUUGGACGUUGGCGACUUCACCGCAGGAAGUGCGUCUGCCUUGACUGAGAAGUGGGCGCGAGGGCGGCUCGAAACGGAGGCCUCUUCGAACCACGUCACCCAGUGCAUCAGAAUCGAAGCACCUGUCGAAGACGCUUCCGAGCUGAUUCCCGCUACGAACCUUAUCCUUGCGGACAAUGCUAUCUCCGAGCCUUCCCGCUCGUCUAUGGACACGCGCACGAAGGCUCAGAAACGUGCUGCUACUAAGAAGCGCAAGAGGGACGCCGCCGCUGCCGUGGAGCCGACGCUCACGCCACUCACUGUUGGGGACCGACGAUAUCCCUAA